This is a messenger RNA of Emiliania huxleyi CCMP1516, 345 nucleotides long. RefSeq lists its product as hypothetical. The transcript has 3 exons. Lineage: Eukaryota; Haptophyta; Isochrysidales; Noelaerhabdaceae. The record is from RefSeq and is a predicted model, not a curated record. The coding region runs from base 1 to 345 and encodes 114 amino acids.
AUGGACGGCCCCCUCUCCCCCGUCGCGUCUGCCGAUGCGGCGGGAGGCCCGACCGAGCCGCCGGGAGGGCUCACCCAGCUCAUCGACGCCGCGGACACGGCAGAGCUGCAGGCGAAGGUGGAGGAGGUGCUCGAGCUCGAGGCGGCGGCGCUCAAGGGGAUGCCGCGGCGAGCGCUCGAGGCAGCCGCGGCCGCAGCCAAGGCUUGGAGCGGGCAGCUGCUCUUCACGGCCUCCUUCUGUGAAGAGCUGCAGCUGCAGCUGCUCCGGCUCGGAGCAGUCACCUCUGCGGCGGUGACGCGGCUUGGGACGGUGACGGUCGAGGCGAGCCCGUGCCUGCGCUUGUGA